This is a messenger RNA of Brachypodium distachyon (stiff brome), 2158 nucleotides long. Its product is annotated as serine/threonine-protein kinase RHS3. NCBI's taxonomy places the organism in Eukaryota, Viridiplantae, Streptophyta, Magnoliopsida, Poales, Poaceae. Gene Ontology annotation, molecular function: ATP binding; protein serine/threonine kinase activity. Gene Ontology annotation, biological process: protein phosphorylation. The transcript has a single exon. The coding region runs from base 248 to 1903 and encodes 551 amino acids. The record is from RefSeq and is a predicted model, not a curated record. Gene Ontology annotation, cellular component: nucleus; plasma membrane; cytoplasm.
GCCACGACCAACAAUGAUAUCGAUACGGGGACGCAGCCUAAUUGCCUUCAAAUUCGCCCCCACCACGUCUCCUCGCUCCCACUAAACUAUUCCCUCCACCAGUGUUUGUGGCAGCCACGAACACCGGAGACAUGGCCCUUAACUCCACGCCCAAAACUGCCAUCUCUCCGUGCGAUCAAGUUCGAGUGGCGCUGCAUUUGUCUCUCUUCGAAGCUCCAUUGUAGGCGCGCGGCUAGCUACCUGAGGCAUGGAGCGCCUCAGGUUCAGGAGCCUCGACGGCGCCGGCGCGUACCCGACGACGCUGCCAAGCCCGAGGAUGCUCCUCGGUGCGACGACAGACGUCCAUUCGCCCCACGAACCUCCGGGCUUCAGGAAGAGCAUGAACCCAAUCUACGCGGACUCCGGCGCCAACAACGGUUCUUCCACGGCCGCGAUCUCCCUCGACGUGGCACCACAUCCUGCGCCCACGGGCGCCGAUCUCGACGGCUCCAGAGAAAGCCACGUCGACGUUGGAUCAGCAGCAGCAGAAGCAACCACGCCGGCUGCUGCACGGAGCGCCGACGAAAUUACCGGAAGCGCGGCGUCGGUGCUGGUGAGGCGGCACACGGGCGGGGACGGCCGUUGGGAGGCCAUCAGAGCCGCCGACGCGCGGGAGUCGCCGCUGAGCCUCGGCCACUUCAGGCUCCUGAAGCGGCUGGGCUACGGCGACAUCGGCAGCGUGUACCUGGUGGAGCUCCGAGGCACCACCGGCGGCGCAGGCGCGCUGUUCGCGAUGAAGGUGAUGGACAAGGGGUCCCUGGUGAGCCGGAACAAGCUGUCCCGCGCGCAGACGGAGCGGGAGAUCCUGGGCCUGCUGGACCACCCGUUCCUCCCCACACUCUACUCCCACUUCGAGACGGACAAGUUCUUGUGCCUCCUCAUGGAGUUCUGCAGCGGCGGCAACCUGCACUCCCUCCGGCAGAAGCAGCCCGGCAAGCGCUUCACGGAGCACGCCGCCAGGUUCUACGCGUCCGAGGUGCUGCUGGCGCUGGAGUACCUGCACAUGCUCGGGGUCGUGUACCGGGACCUCAAGCCGGAGAACGUGCUGGUCAGGGAGGAAGGCCACAUCAUGCUCUCGGAUUUCGACCUCUCGCUCCGCUGCUCCGUCAGCCCGGCGCUCGUCCGCUCCCCGUCCGGCCGUGUCGGCACAGGAGGCCUAGUGCACGGCUGCAAGCUCCCGCGGAUCCUCCUCUCGUCGGCCAAGAAGAAGAAGAAGCCGACGACGGGCAAUGACGUUCUUCCGAGGCAGCAGGAGCUGGUGCCCGGCGGCGCAGACGGCAGGAAGAAGCAGCCGUGCGCGUCGCUGGAGUUCAUGGCGGAGCCGACGGGCGCGCGGUCCAUGUCGUUCGUGGGCACGCACGAGUACCUGGCGCCGGAGAUCAUCCGCGGGGAAGGCCACGGCAGCGCCGUCGACUGGUGGACCUUCGGCGUCUUCCUCUACGAGCUGCUGCACGGCGCCACGCCCUUCAAGGGCUCCGGGAACAGGGCAACGCUGUUCAACGUCGUGGGCCAGCCGCUGCGGUUCCCGGACCACGACCACGCGCCGGGCGUCAGCGCCGCAGCCAGGGACCUCAUCCGGGGACUGCUGGCCAAGGAGCCGCAGAACAGGCUCGCGUACAGGCGCGGCGCGGCCGAGGUCAAGCAGCACCCCUUCUUCGACGGCGUCAACUGGGCGCUCGUCAGGAGCGCCGCACCGCCCUACAUCCCCGGCCUCGCCGCGGAGGACUGCUGCGUGCGGCUGCCCGUCCCCGGCGACGCCGCCUCUAAGGACGACGGCGGCACCCCGAGGAGCGCGCCUGGGAACGGGAAGACCAGCUCGCCUCGUGAUGAUCCGUCCUCGUACGUUGACUUCGAGUACUUCUAGCAGGCGAUUCUUAAUUCUUUGCUUAAAUCGCUUCGUCCAGUGUUCGAGUCAUCCUAAGUAAAGCUGAUGCGCCCCGUUGCACUGUAGUGCUGAAAUUGUUGUAAGCGUUGUGUUUAAGUUUGUUUUUUUCUGAUAUUCGUAGUCAGUCGUCUUGAGAUGAUGAUCUUAUUGCUGAACUUCUUGUUGCAAGGCUUGUGGCAAACUGGCCAUAUAUAACUCUGCCUUUGAGGAUUAAUUAAGGGAUGAUUUGUUUUA